This is a messenger RNA of Coregonus sp. 'balchen', 3350 nucleotides long. The record is from the annotation of a GenBank genome assembly. Lineage: Eukaryota; Metazoa; Chordata; Actinopteri; Salmoniformes; Salmonidae.
AUGCCUACACCCCUGCAGCUGGGUAAGGGAGACUGCUCCAGGUCUCACAAGGAACCCUACUAUGACUAUGCCAGGGCCUUCCAGUGAGUAGCAACCUCAUAGAACCUAAUAGAAAACUCUAGAACCUCCUAGCCCUACUAUGUACAGCCAUAACCCAACAAUCCCCUACUACACCCUAGAUCUCACAUAUAUGUCAGUUUUUGAACCUCUAACUUUUUCAGUCUAUCCUUGUUUUGCUCUGUCCUUCCUCAUUCUAUCAGUACUCUCUGCCUUUCUCUACUCACCCCCGAUCAGUCACUGAUGAGGUACCUUUGUGUGGUCAUUGAUGAUGUAACUGUGUCGCUCUUCCCACACCAGGUGCCCGAAGGAUGGAGCUGGAUAAUUUGCCUUUAUCAAGCACCUGACAGUACCUGGUGAGUAUCAAAGCAUUAGCUAGCGUUCAGAAUCAGUAUUUCCCCUUAAUGCAUCCGUCGCCCCCCGCAGGCAGACCCCAGGAAGACCCCCCCCCCCCCCCCCCCCCCCCCACUAACUGCCACCACUGCUGAAAAAUCUCCUAGGGGAAACGCUGAGAAUACUAACAAACCAUUUUUACAAUGCUAACAAUGAUAUUGACUAAUGAUUAUAGAAUGGCUUUCUGUUCACGCUAGCAAGAUUGUCAUCGAUAAUGCUAGCAAUAGCCCUGAUGAUUCAAAAUCUCUUUCUGGCAUCACAACCUCGUCAAUGCUUACAGUGCAAAAGUUCAAGCCACUCACACCUCACCUUCAAUCUCCUUUUACCUACCUACAGCCGCAGAGAAGGUCAACUACGAGCUGCUGUGCAAGGAUAGCACCAGGGCUACCAUCGACAGCUACAAGAUGUGCCACCUGGCCAGAGUACCCUCCAGCGCAGUGGUCAGAUGCAAGGACCCCGACCUGGUCAAGAGCAUCUACAACAACCUGGAGGCCGUCAAGGUCCUGGACAUCACUGUCACCUGUCCCCCAGACAAAUACAACAUCACUAGGAGCAGAGCAGGAUUGCUGAUCCAGGAUCAGUUUAGCAUUUUAGAUCAUUAUGAAUAAGAUCACAGACAUGAGGGACCUGGUCCCAAACCAGCACUCCUACUCUGAGAUAAUUUUUUAAUACAGGUGUUUUUCCUGACCAUGUGAUCUGACAGGAAAAACUCUGGAACCCUAAACAUCACACCUGACACUGGCAAAGAUACAGCAGGAUAGCAUAGUCAAACACAUCAAUUUCACGGGGUGCUUGUACUGAGAUUCAAAAGCCUGGCUAAAAAUGCAACCAAUCAAGCUUUCUCACGCUUUUCUAGCUCAAGAAAUUGAUCAUAACACAUUGACAAAAUCAUACAAAAAUGUUUGAAAUCAGCAUGUGACAUGGAUGGAGUGCUUACUCGUUUUCUCCCCAACAGGGCUUCAACCUGUUCUCUUCAGAUGGCUACGCAGCCAAGAACCUGAUGUUCAAGGACUCCACUCAGAAACUGAUGCAGCUGCCCAUGAACACUGACUCCUUCCUCUACCUGGGAGCUGAGUACUUGAGCACCAUCCAGUCCCUGCAGAAAGGUGAGGCCACACACACACAUUCUCUCUCUUGACCAUUAGCUCAUUGUUACCUCCCCAACCGUUGCUUCUCAGAGCAGGCCACAGGUGCCAACUUCAGGGCCAUCAAGCGGUGUGCCGUGGGCAAUGCCGAGACGGCCAAGUGUGACACCUGGAGCAUCAACAACAUCGGAGAGAGAGGAGCCAUGAUUGAAUGCCAGAGUGCACCCACAGUAGAGGAAUGCAUCAAGAAGAUCAUGGCUCUAUGGGAGAAAAGAGGGUGGGGCUGGAGAAAGAGGUGUAUAAAUCAGGCGUGAUGUGUACUUUAUAGUUUUCUUUCGAUAAUUUCCUUACUCUCAUUUUGUUUGUGUGAGCCAUCCAGAGGUGUGGGGGUCAAUGGGAGACAGAGGGGCGGGAGCACUUAGGGAAUCACCGCCGACUUCACAGGAUUCCCCGAACACACCCCUUAUUACCGGUGCAGGUGAAGGGACGGGGGCUAGUACGCAUGGGGGGGAAUGGAGACAACAAUGGGAGGAACAAAUGGACAAAGAAAUAAAGAGAAAUAUUGAACAAAGAAACCAGAAAAGGACAAAAUAGGACAUUGAGAGACAAAGACAAGAACGGACUAAAAGAUGAAGAACGUGCGUGAGUGAUUCCCGAAGCUGCGAGCCAAAGCCCAGCUUAGCCACAAAAGAGACUAUUUAAUUUGUUGAUUAUCGAAAGGAUCUUUGGUUUGUAGGUGAAGUGCUCUGUAACGAGCUAGGAUUUUGUUUCCCCUUUCUUGAACUGGCCAAGUGCCAUUCUUUGAACGUUAAAUAUAUAAUUUAGAUUUUUGCAACUUAAAAAGCCAACUCUUCCACCCCCCCGCUACCGCAUAGAUCGGAACCCCUCUGGACCGAUCACAUAUGUUUUUUUGUUUGUUUCCUUCUUUCCUUCCUUCCUUCGUCUAUUUAUAUGUUGUUGCUCUCCUCCCCACAGUGUAAAGAGGCAGCUGCGAUGGAUGGUGGGGAGGUAUUCACUGCUGGAAAACAUGGUCUGCUCCCUGCCAUGGUGGAACAGUAUGAUGCAGGUAUCACACACACAAACAAUCAUUUCCUAGAUUUUCUUCUCCCUUUCUAUCCCCCACCUCUGCUCUGCCUCCACACUGUUUACGUGCAGCAUUUUACUUUCUCUCCUCACAGGUCUGUGCAGCGCCCCUGGUGGUAAGUACACUUGUUUAAAUCUACUCCCUCACAAAACUUCCACCAUGCUACAGUAUUGCUAAGGUAACAUAGUAUAAAGUAUUAAUAUACAAUUUUAGUACUGCUGUCUUAAACCUCUUCCCUUUGUGUCUGUGUGUCCCCUCAGAGACGUCAUCCUACAAUGCAGUGGUGGUACUGAGGAAGGACUCUGGAGUGAAUUGUAACAACCUGCAGGGCAAGAGGUCCUGCCACACCGGCCUUGGCAGAAUGGGUCUCCUCCACAACAUGACUAAUGACUGCGACUUCAGUGAGUGGGCAGCUGUGUGUGUGUGUGUCAUGCCAUGGUGAAUUCUCACACAAUCUUUCAAAAUGCUGUGCUUAUACGUGAGCUUCAUGUAUGAAUCUGUGAGUGAGUUUAGAAUACGUCUCUAAUUCUAUAUUUGUGAAUGUCUAUGAAUGUAGUAUAUCUCAUACUGUGUCUCCUUCUUCCUGUGUUCAGCCAAAUACUACUUCAGUAAAGGCUGUGGAUCUGAGGCGGGCUCUCCCUUUUGUUCCCAGUGUAAGGGUAGUGGAAGGAGAUGAAGCAAUCUGCAAAGCCAACACUGACGAGCUGUACUACGGCUACACUGGAGCCUUC